AUGAAUGUGCCGGGGAACUCAGAUCAAAUAAAGACGUUGAAACUUCUCCCUCUUCCGCUAGCGCUCUCCAUCCAGGCCAGCCCUGUCGACGAGAAUGCCGACUACGAAAACACGACCUGGUGCAAUCGAGACCUUAUUCCGAUUCCGCCGGAGCGGAGGACGUACGGAGUCUGGUCCUACUUUGGAUACUGGACCGUCUCUGGCGCCUGCGUCUCAGCAUGGUCGACAGGGAGCACGCUGCUGGCAUUCGGAUUGAGCCCGCAGCAGGCAAUAGGCGUGAUUAUCCUCGGCUCCUUUCUCACGGGCUUACUUUCUGUUUUCUGCGGCUGGAUGGGUGAGGUGCAUCAUAUCGGUUUCACAGUGUCCAGCCGAUUCUCCUGGGGAAUGAGAGGGUCCUACUGUACGCCAUUCAGAAGCCCUCAUCCAAAGGGGCCCAACGGCAGAAGGCUGACGAGAGCUACAGUCCCCGUCAUUCUUCGCAGCUUUGUCGGAUGCAUGUGGUUCGGCAUGCAAGCCUUCUGGGGAGGCCAAGCGACGCGGGUUAUGAUCGGUGCUAUUAUACCUGGCUUCGCCCAUAUGAAGAACUAUUUCUCUGCCAGCUCGCACCUGCAAACAAACGACUUUAUUGGGCUGGUGAUCUGGAUGGCGGGUUUUAUUCCCGCUGUCCUGAUAAAACCCGAGAAACUGCAAAUCCCGUUCUUCUCUUGCUUUGUGCUUUUCUGUGGAACCUGCUUUGGGUUGCUUAUUUGGUCCGUCUCUCAAGCGCACGGCGCAGGCCAGCUCUUCCACGAGCCCGGGACAGCGCCCAAUACCGGUUGGGCUUUUAUGUUUGGAAUCACCGCAAUCCUCGGCUCCUGGGGCAGCGGGACACUCGGUCAGUCAGACUGGGUGCGGUACUCAAAGAGACGAUAUGCACCUACCUUAUCUCAGCUGGUGGCGUGUCCGAUGACAAUCUCCAUAACGGCAACGAUCGGAAUUAUUGUUACAAGCGCGAGUAACCAGAUAAUGGGUGGAGAGAUCCAGUGGAAUCCCAUUUACCUGCUGGCAGAUGUGCAGGAAUACUAUGGAAGCAGUCCGCGUGUUAGGGCGGGGGUCUUCUUCGCCAGUCUUGGCUGUGUCGCAAGCCAGUUCUCGAUUAGCGUAGUGCUAAACAGCGUCAGCACGGGGAUGGACCUCGCCGGUCUGUGGCCGCGAUACCUAAACAUCGUGAGGGGCAGCUAUAUCAUGGCCAUUAUUGGAAUAGCUACUCAACCCUGGCAGCUCAUCUCAACCGCGACUAAAUUCUUGUCCGUACUGAGUGGCUUCGGCGUCUUUAUGGCUCCGGCAACUGGCCUAAUGUUAGCGGACUACCAUAUCAUUCGACGACACUGCCUAAAACUGUCAGAUCUGUACAUUGGCUCACCAUCCAGCAUCUACUGGUUCAGUCACGGAGUGAACUGGCGCGCGCUGGUUGCGUUUACCGCUGGGAUGUGGCCGCUUCUACCCGGCCUCGCAGCAAACGUGAACUCGUGGACUGAAGACAAAUGGACCGGGUGGCUGCGGCUGUAUAAUCUGACGUUUAUCGUGGGUUUAACGAUUAGCCUGCUGGUAUUUUGGGUAUUGAAUUUACUAUUCCCGGUGCUGGGGACGGACUUGGAUGGACCUUUUGUGUUGCAGGGAGUGGAUGGGGGUUGCGAUGGAUGUGAGAGAAGCUCUGGGACUGCUAUCCCAUCCGAAGCUGGGAAUGAAGAGUUGCCUGCGGCAACAGAACAGAAGACAGCCAAAGAAAAGAGGGCAGAGGUUUCCGUCGUCUAA
Aspergillus nidulans FGSC A4 is the source of this 1794-nucleotide messenger RNA. Its product is annotated as protein furG. Gene Ontology annotation, biological process: transmembrane transport. Gene Ontology annotation, molecular function: transmembrane transporter activity. The record is from RefSeq and is a predicted model, not a curated record. Gene Ontology annotation, cellular component: membrane. Bases 1 to 1794 code for a protein of 597 amino acids. The transcript has 11 exons. Lineage: Eukaryota; Fungi; Ascomycota; Eurotiomycetes; Eurotiales; Aspergillaceae.